Molecule: messenger RNA, 2498 nt
Organism: Mollisia scopiformis
Lineage: Eukaryota; Fungi; Ascomycota; Leotiomycetes; Helotiales; Mollisiaceae
Product: vacuolar protein sorting-associated protein Vps17
Exons: 3
Coding region: 294-2135 (613 amino acids)
Biological process (GO): intracellular protein transport; retrograde transport, endosome to Golgi
Cellular component (GO): endosome; retromer complex; retromer, tubulation complex
Molecular function (GO): phosphatidylinositol-3-phosphate binding
Source: RefSeq, a predicted model, not a curated record
AAGAAGUUCAGGAAGAACUUGAGGCUCUCGCUUAGCGUUUAUUUUGGUUUGGGUGGAUGCCUGCGGACGCCAUGGUUGGACAUGUGUUGAUGAUUCAAUUCACAACCAUUGAUCGCUUUCAAAGCAUCUACAUUUCAACUCAAUACUCUCUCGGGUCAGAGUCGCAUAUGCGCUCUUCAAUUCUCGGACAGUGAGCGCUUUCAACCGCUCCUCGACGUCAUUGUCUCGAGCACGCGCGCAGCCUCCACGGCCCAGAUCUUUACACACCCGGCUUCGAUUCGAUCGCAGCUACUAUGGAUUAUUCGACGUCGAUACACGAUGCGGAUAACCCAGCUGGAGCUUCUCCAUGGGGUUCAUCUCCGGUUCCAUCUCCACAACAUGCUAGGACGAGCUCUUUCCCAACCCCCGGCGAGAUUCCGCCGUCACCAACGCCAUAUAGCACAAGCACUUCAGGACAUACGGGUUUCUCUCAAGACGAUACGCUAGGCGGUGGAAGCUAUCACAGACCUGAAAGUAGUGCGGGAACAGAAUCUGUGGCCGAAAGCGAUAGCCAUAGACCAGAUACAGCAGACUCCGUUCCUAGCCAACCUGAACGGCAACCACUUCUAGGCCAGCAACAACAGGCCCCUGGGCAGCAACAGUAUCAAAAUCAACCACAUAGAGCAGAGCCCGCAAGAUACCAUCCUGGCGCAAGACAAGCUCAACAGUCUCAACAGCCUUCUCAAGCCCCGCAAUACAAGCUACAAGCAAAGAUCACCGGUCUGGAGCGGACUGGUCGGAAAGACCCUAUUCUAAGAUUUGAUGUUCAUACCAACCUUCCCAAAUUCCGAACCACUCAAUUCCGCGACGUGCGCCGAACCCAUUCAGAGUUUUUGAAGCUUGCCGAUCAUCUCAUAUCCUCCAACCCAGAAGCUAUUGUGCCUGCUGUUCCUCCCGCGUUGACAUCUGCUGGUGCCGGAACCGAUGAAGACGAGGCGCGAGUCAAGGCAGGACUUCAAAGGUGGCUCAAUUAUGUUUGCAGCAACGAAGUUCUGAUGAGAGACGAUGAGAUGGUCCUGUUUGUUGAGAGCGAUUUUGGCUAUAGCCCAAUGUUGAAGAGAAAACAGCCAGCGACGGGCGUACGAAGGAGAGUUAUCAAACAAUUUGCACCGCCACCAGAUGAUACACCAGAGUUACAAGAUGCACGACCUAUCGUUAAGCUCUUCUAUCUGGGGACAAUGGAUGCAGGCCACAAAGUCGAUAAGUUAGUUAAAGCUAGAAAAGGGCUUGGACUUGCAGAGUCCGACUUCGGCGUAAAGCUAGGCGCCAUGAGCGUACAAGAACCGCACAGUGGGCUCGGGAAUGCUUACCGUAAGCUUGGUAAGAUCAUUCAGACGACGGGAGACUUCCACGCCGCUCAAGGUACAGCUGAAGCUACGACCAUCGGUGAUCCCCUGCAAUAUCACUCCCAAGACGCUUUCAUUGUUAAGGAGACUCUCACAAAUCGUCACAUUCUUUUGCGCGAGCUGGUCCAGGCCCAGCAAUUGACACGAAGCAAGCUGAACGCCGCGGAUAGGUUGAAGGCCAGUUCAUCCGUUCGACGGGAGAAGGUCGACGAAGCCAUUUCGGCAUUAGACGAGGCACGAAGCAAUGAGCUCUACCUUCUUGGCAAAACCCAGCGUGUAACUGCAAACCUCUUGCAAGAGCAGCGUCGUUGGUUUGCAAGGACUGCAGCGGAUUUGCGACUUAGCAUCCGGGAAUACGUGAUUCGUGAGAUCGAGGCAGAGCGUCGUACUCUUGCAACUCUCGAAAGCAUCAGGCCCGACAUCCGGGCGAUCGAUUCUUCCGGCGGGCUUAGUCGGCUGGGUCGUGAGGCGCACCCAGCAGCAAGGCGUGCAAGUUUAGCGGCGAGUCAGACGGUGCACGGUGAUGCGUGGAGCGGUGUACCACGACGACCUGAUGGACUGAAUAGGAGUAUAUCCGGUAGCUUCAUGGCCAAGGUACCCGAAGAAAAUGGCGAGGAGGAGCAAGGGAAUGGUCGUGCGAGGGCGUUGUCAGGAGCUUCUGCUGGUGGUCUUAAGGGUGUUCAGGAGGACGACGAGGACAAGGUCGACGCGCGAAAUGCCGCUGCAAGGCUCGCAACCUCAAGCUUCUAGAAGCCGUCAUCCGGUUGGCUACCUCCACUUCCCAAAGAUGGAAACAAUCCGAUAUUCUGGAAUUGACAAGGCAGGGCAGAAUAACCUUCCACUUACCCUCUGUAACAUUGAUAGUACAUACAAUUUGUGAAUCACAGCAUCUGGACACUUGGCUUGAACAAAUGGAGAGAGGAUGUGCGCAAGUCUGUGUAUCAAUGAAGACUGCUCGAUAUUGCCUAUAUCCCAUUAUCACUAUUAUAUGCCUUCCAUUAUGACAUGCUUCAUUUCUUCACAUGCUGAUCCCCAGCGGUGAGUGGCCUUAGCAGCGCCAGAUAGAAAGCCGCAUGGACAUGAUCUAUCGUUGUUCCACGAGGUGACGGACAA